AAACUAAAAUUUGCUCGAGUUUGGUGUUGUAAAACGAGAUUUUGCUCCUUUUUAGUGGAAAUUCGAGGACUUGACUUGGAAAAAUGUCGUCAGAUAAUGCGUCAAGUGGCGCCCAGCCGCAUCUCAAAAAGCAGGAUCUUGCUACUUUGGACAUCAACACACUCACGCCACUUUCGCCAGAAGUCAUUUCGCGACAAGCUACCAUCAAUAUUGGCACGAUCGGGCAUGUAGCUCACGGAAAAUCGACUGUCGUCAAAGCUAUCUCCGGCGUACAAACGGUCCGGUUUAAGAAUGAACUUGAGCGGAAUAUUACAAUUAAAUUAGGUUAUGCAAAUGCCAAAAUCUACAAGUGCGAUAACCCGAAAUGCAGUCGCCCCGCCAGUUAUACCUCCGGCGGAUCCAGCAAAGACGAUAGUUUCCCCUGUUAUCGUCCCUCGUGCACGGGUCGCUUCCAACUUGUGCGUCACGUCAGCUUCGUCGAUUGCCCCGGUCACGAUAUUCUUAUGGCAACGAUGUUGAACGGUGCUGCCGUCAUGGAUGCCGCUCUCCUACUGAUCGCCGGCAACGAAUCCUGCCCUCAACCGCAAACUUCCGAGCACUUGGCUGCCAUCGAGAUCAUGAAGCUCAAGCAUAUUCUCAUCUUGCAGAACAAAAUCGAUCUCGUGAAGGAGAUCCAGGCGAAGGAACAACACGAACAAAUUGUCAAAUUCGUGCAAGGCACCGUUGCAGAGGGCGCUCCCAUCAUCCCCAUUUCCGCACAACUGAAAUACAACAUCGAGGUCCUGUGCGAAUAUAUCACGAAGAAGAUUCCCAUUCCCACGAGAAACUUCACUGCGGCGCCGCGUCUCAUCGUUAUCCGUUCGUUCGACGUCAACAAGCCCGGAUGCGAGGUGAACGAUCUCAAGGGCGGCGUUGCCGGUGGCUCCAUCUUGCGUGGCGUCUUGAAAGUAGGACAAGAGAUCGAAGUUCGUCCGGGUCUCGUGAGCAAAGAUGCUGAAGGCAAAUUGACGUGCAACCCGAUUUUCAGUAAAAUUGUCUCCCUUUAUGCGGAACACAACGAGUUGCAGUUCGCAGUGCCUGGCGGACUCAUCGGCGUCGGAACAAAGAUUGAACCGACACUUUGUCGUGCCGAUCGCUUGGUUGGCCAAGUAUUGGGAGCCGUUGGCGCUCUGCCCGACAUCUUCAUUGAGCUCGAAGUCUCGUAUUACCUGUUGAAACGUCUGCUGGGCGUUCGCAUGGAGGGCGACAAAAAAGCCGCCAAGGUCCAAAAACUGUCGAAAAACGAAAUUUUGCUCGUCAACAUCGGAUCAUUGAGUACCGGAGGACGCGUCGUUGCCACGAAAGCUGAUUUGGCGAAAAUUGCAUUGACGAAUCCCGUUUGCACGGAAAACGGCGAGAAAAUUGCCUUGUCGCGUCGUGUCGAGAAGCAUUGGCGUCUAAUUGGAUGGGGACAAAUUCGCGGUGGCACAACUAUCGAUCCGACAAAACAAUGAAGAUGA
This is a messenger RNA of Culicoides brevitarsis, 1499 nucleotides long. It is a transcript of the gene eIF2gamma, whose product is annotated as eukaryotic translation initiation factor 2 subunit 3. Lineage: Eukaryota; Metazoa; Arthropoda; Insecta; Diptera; Ceratopogonidae. Gene Ontology annotation, cellular component: cytosol; eukaryotic translation initiation factor 2 complex. The coding region runs from base 84 to 1493 and encodes 469 amino acids. Gene Ontology annotation, biological process: formation of translation preinitiation complex. The transcript has 3 exons. The record is from RefSeq and is a predicted model, not a curated record. Gene Ontology annotation, molecular function: GTP binding; tRNA binding; GTPase activity.